UCGCAUCCUGCUGAGUGGACUAUGGUGUCAGGAAGAUGUUGGCUCGGAAGAGUAUCAUCCCUGAGGAGUACGUGCUGGCAAGGAUCGCCGCCGAGAACCUGCGCAAGCCGCGCAUCCGCGACCGGCCGCGCAAAGCCCGCUUCAUCGCCAAGAACGGGGCCUGCAACCUGGCACACAAGAACAUCCGUGAGCAGGGGCGCUUCCUGCAGGACAUCUUCACCACCUUGGUGGACCUGAAGUGGCGUCACACGCUGGUCAUCUUUACCAUGUCCUUCCUGUGCAGCUGGCUGCUCUUUGCCAUGAUGUGGUGGCUGGUGGCUUUCGCCCACGGCGACAUGGACCCAAGCACGGAAAGUGCGACCAACAGCACCAAGUGGACGCCCUGUGUGACGUGCGUCAGGUCUUUCACCUCCGCUUUCCUCUUUUCCAUCGAAGUCCAGGUGACCAUUGGUUUUGGGGGCAGGAUGAUGACAGAGGAAUGUCCCUUGGCUAUCACGGUCUUGAUCCUCCAGAACAUUGUGGGUCUGAUCAUUAACGCUGUCAUGCUGGGCUGCAUCUUCAUGAAAACUGCCCAGGCCCACAGGCGGGCAGAGACCCUGAUUUUCAGCCGGCAGGCAGUCAUCGCGGUGCGCAACGGCAAACUCUGCUUCAUGUUUCGGGUGGGAGACCUGAGGAAGAGCAUGAUCAUCAGCGCCUCAGUGAGAAUCCAGGUUGUGAGGAAGACCACGACCCCUGAAGGAGAAGUCAUCCCCAUUCACCAAGUAGAUAUCCCUGUGGAUAACCCCAUUGAAAGCAACAAUAUUUUCCUUGUGGCUCCCUUAAUCAUUUGUCACGUCAUAGACAAGCGGAGUCCUCUUUACGAUAUCUCUGCUGCUGACCUGGCCCUGCAGGACCUGGAGCUCAUUGUGAUCCUGGAAGGAGUCGUAGAAACAACUGGCAUCACGACGCAGGCGAGAACCUCCUACGUGGCAGAGGAGAUCCUGUGGGGCCACCGCUUUGUGCCCAUUGUCACCGAAGAGGAAGGAGUGUAUGCCGUCGACUACUCCAAGUUUGGCAACACGGUCAAAGUGGCUGCUCCACGUUGCAGCGCUCGAGAGCUGGACGAGAAGCCAUCCAUCCUCAUCCAGACCCUGCAGAAGAGCGAGCUGUCCCACCAGAACUCCCUGAGGAAACGCAACUCCAUGAGGAGAAACAACUCCAUUCGGAGGAGCAACUCCAUGCGGAGAACCAACCCCUCCCUCAUCGUGCCCAAAGUGCAGUUCAUCACACCCGAGGGCAGCCAGAGUGCCUCGGAAACGUGAUACACACCUCUGUGUGAGGCUGGUGGGCUUCAGAAGGAGGAGGCACCCAGGGUGUUUGUCUCAAUUUUCUUUGGCAGAAGAAAAUGAGAACACAGUGCAGAAAGGAACUGUGCAAGAACUAUUUAUUCUACUGCUUACUGAAAGCACCACCUAUUGGCGUUAGGUAACACUUUACCACUUAGUAUAUGAAUUAAUAAAAAAUGGCAUGUACACUAAAGAAAACACAGUUCACUCAUGUAAUAUAAUGUGUAUAUAUACUUGGUUUAAUGGCAUGCUAAUGCUUUUAAUUGUAUUUUUCCUAUCAAGGGUCUCUUUCUUGUCUUUUCCCAGCUGUCACAAAAUGUGUUUUUUUUUUUCCUAUGUAAAUGGGUUCCCCAUCCGCAGGCAGCAAUUAGUGCCUGUUCAGAACUGCUGCACACAACAGCUCUCACAGAUUUCGUGUGGGAUUUUUGACUAUUUAUCUUUUUGUUGUGAAAUCCUUUUUCUUUUGAAAGGUGUGACUCAAUUCCUCAGUGACUUCACUGGAGAAGAGCCAGUAUCUUACCUUCAGUUUUCCAGACCUUUUGUUUCCCCUGGUUUCUGGCAAAGGCGUUUUGAGAGCA
Merops nubicus (carmine bee-eater) is the source of this 1903-nucleotide messenger RNA. It is a transcript of the gene KCNJ8, whose product is annotated as potassium inwardly-rectifying channel, subfamily J, member 8. Gene Ontology annotation, cellular component: plasma membrane. The record is from RefSeq and is a predicted model, not a curated record. Gene Ontology annotation, molecular function: ATP-activated inward rectifier potassium channel activity. Gene Ontology annotation, biological process: regulation of monoatomic ion transmembrane transport; potassium ion import across plasma membrane. The transcript is spliced from 2 exons. Bases 36 to 1301 code for a protein of 421 amino acids. Lineage: Eukaryota; Metazoa; Chordata; Aves; Coraciiformes; Meropidae.